UGGACAUUUAUUUGGAAGGUAUUAGAGCGGAAGUGUUUUUGAUGCCAGAGUUGGAAAUACCUCAGGUGGGAAACUCGCGGAUUCUCAGGUGUCCCAUCAAACAUUCAGGUAAAUGAAUAAUAAACUCACAGCGACAGUUUGUUGUCUGUCAUGGAUUAAUUCUAGCGUAGUUAGUGUCAUUUCGUGUGAGGUGGUGUUUGUUUCCAGCGGACACUAUAUGCUGUAACACCGCAGUGACAUAUGUUGCAUAUGUGCUCUCUGCUCAGUCUCGGGUUGGCUUCAGGUUAUAUAGAGGAGCUGUCAGAGGUGAUGAAGGUGUGUUAGCAGGUGUUUAUAGGCUGCUAAUGCUGAUGGCCUGUCAAACCAAAUUCCAUUCAGAAAAACCCGUAAAUAAAGACAGGUAAACACACCUGUGAGUUUGUUUAUUGGCUGACUCACUCAGGUCACUUUAGGCAGUUUCAGGAAAAGCUUCAGUUACUGUGAUGUCUUCAUGUAUUUAUUGUUUUACAUUAUAUCUAAAGUAAUGUAUAAAAAUGUUGUACAUGAUAUCAUGAACUAAUUAAAAGCAGUGAUUAAAUGAAGGGGGUUUGGUAUGGGAUGUGGUCUGGCUCAGGUUUUAGAGGCUUAUUGUUUUUAUUUUGAAAUAGGGUAAUCAUCAGUGUGCGUUAUCUGACAUUAAAGCCAUUUAAAGCAUCUUUGUUCACAAAGAUAAAAACCUUUAGUCCCAGUUGAAUGAUGAGAUGAAUGCUCAAAAGUUAAACAAGGACACUCAUAGAUCCAGUCAGUGAGUUUGGGUCCUCUCCUGAUCCGUCUGCAGGGCCUAAAGCCUUUAUAAAACCACAAAAACCACACUGAACUUCAUAUUGAUCAAAAUAAUCAAAGCAAAGAGUUGUUAGUGUAAACUGUGCCAGAGGAGCUCUGAGUCUGGAGCUGAUCUCUGAGGCCCAGGACAGAGACGGUUGGACAGAGAGAAGGAGAAACAGUAUCAUCAUCUGCAGGCCUCAUGUAGCAGCACACACCCUGUAACAGACUCUGCUCUUAUCUGUCCCCAGCACCAGCCAGACAGCCUCAUAACAGACAGGUCACAGGAAAACAGGAAAGACAGGACUACAGCUUGACUGAGCAGAGCUGUGGGACAAAUCAUUGAUUACCUUUAUGACAGAUUGAUUAUCAGUGACUAUCACAGCGAUGUAGAUUAAACAGACACUUUUAACAAGACAGAAAAUAUGGAUUACAUUCAAGUGGUUGGUUAUUAGUCAAGUUAAGAAAAGGAUUUUAGAAGCAGAACAUGGACCCAAAGAUCCAAAUUUUCGAUAUUUUAACUUUGAUAUUUCAAAUGUUAAUUAUCCUUGAGGACCUAUAAUACUCUGUGCUUAUCUGUGUUCAUUCCUGUGUUUUCAUCCCAAUAUAUACAUUACAUAAAGGGGAAACACAUUUCUAAUUUCAAAUAUAGAAGUUCUGACUAUAAUAGUUGAAUAGAAUACGAAGUUGACGGAUAAUCUCUUCUUUUAAGCUCCUGAACAGACCUGCUUUUUGGUGAAUUAAUGAAUUGAUUAGUUCUACCUGUGAUGAGGUCUCUGCCUGAAAUCAGAGACUUAAACCAUCAAAACAUUUAACAGUUUGAAAUGAAGCUGCUUGUCCGUUUUUAUUCAGAAACUACUUUAUGGUUUUUAUUUAUCACUGUGUUAUUUUUCUGCAUCAUUGUGUCUUUACAUACCUCUGUUGUACCUCUGAAUGUUGUUCAGUGGAGAGCUGCAGACUCAAUUUUGUGUACCUGGUGGUAUGACAAAAACAGAUUAUUUUCAGAUAUUUUCAAAAUGGAGCUUUCUAAAGGAACCGUAUCAAAUUAAAUCAUGUACACAGUAUAUUUUAGUAUAUUUUAUAAACAGGAAGAGACAGACAGGGUAAUCUCAGGCAAGGUGAGGUGUUUUAUACCAGUGAGCAUGUAGCCUGGGUAUAGAAGAGGAAAAGUAAGACACAGUAAAGAUGAGCUAGAUUACUGGGCAGAAUAAUGUCUGAAAUUAUUCAGGUUUAAAGUUUUUUAGAUGAUCAGAAUGACUUUGUUAGUCAGACAUUGUCACUGGGGGAGAUAAUUAAACAUGCAUCAGUGCAGAUCCAAACAGGUUUUCCAAUGCUGCUCCUCAUUUUCAGGCUGCAGGAAAAAAAAAGGCCAUGCGUUGACUAGUUUUACUAGUUUUUCCCAAAAUAUUUUGUUUUCACAUGUUUUUAGAUCAGUUUGAUGAAAACACAAAAAAAUCUGAAAAAUGUUUGUUUUUCAGAUUGUAAAUGUUUUCUGAGAUUUUUUUCUGUUGAUUGUUUUUGGUUUUCAUAGAAAAUUUCAUCAUUUGUUCAAUAUGAUCUAAUGUGAUUAUCAAACAUUUUAACAUUUUUGCUAACUUCUGUUUGUGUUUCAUUAAAUAUCUUUAUGUCAAUAAAUUAGAGCUUCUUGUUUCAGUACAUGACAGAUUGUUUUGUCAUGUGGUUUGUGUUUCUAUAAUCAGCCCAUGAGCACGGUUGCGGUCCUCGGAGGAGGGAUUGGGGGUCUGGGAGCAGCAUACUACCUGAGCAAAUGUCCUCAGGUUACCAAGGUAACACACACACACAGACACACACACACACACACAUAAUCUUUUCCACAAUGAACACAUCAGUUGUUUGCAAAUGUAUCACUAUGUUAUUCACCUUUUAAUACUUAAAAUACUUGAAAACAACAGUUUAAUUGAAUUUAUGUAGGAUGAAAAUAUUAUAUAUCUUUAACACCAUAAAAACAAAAGUCUGGGGAUUUUUGGUCAGUUUCUUAUCUAGAAGAGUUUAUUAAAGUUGAGGGAAGAUUGAAGAAAGCCCUGCAGUCCAAAUCAGGAGACAGCUUUGCUCUUAAAGCAGCUAAAACAUAUUCUGAUGUGUCUAAAAGAUUAAGAAGACAAAAACACAUUAAACAGACACAAAAAAGGUCAAAUCUGCAUUUUGAUUUCUUCCCCCAGUCCAUGUUUUCAGAAAUAAUCUCAACUGUGCUCUGUCUCCCUCUGCAGGUCAUAGUUUUGGAGUCCAGUGGGCGGUUUGGGGGCUGGCUGUGGUCCACCAGGAGGCCUGAUGGGGCCGUGUUUGAACAUGGACCCAGAGGAAUCAGACCUGCAGGGGCGGUGGGACGAAACACUCUCAACAUGGUGAGUGAUAUCUGAGUUUAAACAGCACGGGCAGAGCUCUUCCAACCAAAUAUGUUUAUAUUUAGAGUAAAAUCACUGCUAAUGGGACGACUGUCCUCUGUGCGUUUGAACUCUGAUGGUUUCAAAGGUAUUCAUAACUUACUCAGAGGAUAUAGUCCAGUGGAUGGGGUCAUGUUGUGCUCCUGUUGAGCCUGAGGGAUUCUGAUUUGCAGAAUCACCUGUCAACUGUUGAUUUUCAGAUGAUUUAUUAAUGCACUUCAUAAACUGCCCCUCGGAUUUGACCGUCGGUAGCACUUUGAUAAAGAGUUGCGGGAUACUGAAAGAAAACUCAUUUUGCCUUUUUUUCCCUUUACAAAACACAAAUUUACACCAGAGAAAUGUUAAGUGCUUAAAAAAUUUAUAGAGAUAUCCAGUCAUGUAAUUCUACUGUUUACAAAUGUGGACAGGAAGAAGUGAUCACUGUUCUGGGCCGAAUGUAAAAAAGUGUGAAGUAAUCUGGGCCUCCUCAAGAAUAACAGACUAAAGGUUUGACUGAGAGAAAAAAAGAGACUCUUCAGUUUAAAAUCAAGCUAAUUUAUGUCUUAAAGGAAAAGAAUAUCAGGGCCGAUAUGAAUAAAAAUCCUUUAAUAAACCGGGACAUUUUCAUUCUGUAUCAGAGUGCUUUAUAUUUUCACUCCCUGCUUGAAAAAAACAGAGCCGUCACAUUUUUGUCUUUAAAUUUGUACAUUUAUAAUUUGUACCUUUCAGUCUACUCUCUGCCUUCAAAACAAAACCCUCCUACUUCUACCCAGCUGCCAAAAGACGUCUCACAUCGUAGAUUUGAAAAGUUUCCUCCAGUGUUGUAGCAUUUUAACUGACUUGAAUCAAAUGAUAUAUGUCUUACUGCUCUCAGCGUACCAAAAGGUCAGUUUAGCAUGAAACUGAACAUUUAUAUUCACAGUUCAUGCUACUAUUUGGUUAUGAAACAACUGGAACUGAUAAGUCUUUGUCUUUAUGGAGACAGAUAUGAAGAAGAACAUUAGGAAGGGGAGUGAAUGUUUCUGUUUGGUUCUUUUUACUGUCAAAGACCUCAAGAGGGUCUUUGACAAUAAAAAGUCAUAUACUUCACAGCAAUAAAGACAAGGAAAGUCCAGAUUCUCAGUGAGAGACACAUUGGACCAUUGACAGAGAGCAGGAUGAAACUUUUACUCCAGAGACAUCAUCAUACUUGUUCAUGUUGAAAGCAGCAGAGGGUCUGAAGCUAAGAAAAACACAAACAUUCAUACUAAUCCUUUUUCUCAUGUCUCAUGUCUCUGUGUGUGUGCAGGUGGAGGAUCUGGGUCUGGCUGAUGAGAUCCUCCCUGUCACCUACAGUCAUGUUGCCUCUAAGAAUAGAUAUCUGUACGUCAACAAACAGCUGCACAGGAUGCCUUCAGGGCUCGGGUAAGAGUGGGAAAAAGGAAAUCUGUUUGAGAGUUUACAUAGUGACAUCAAGCGAUGUGGUCUUUAAGAGCAUCCUCCUCUGUUCUGUUGGCUUCUCAGUGGAGUGGUUCGGACCGUCCCUCCCUUCACCCGCCCUCUGCUGUUGAACAUUGCCAUGGAGAUCCUGAAGAAGAGAGGAAAGGAGGAAGAUGAGUCCAUCCAUUCGUUUGUUUCCAGGAGGCUGGGACAGGAAGUGAGGAGAUUUUGAAAAACACUGUUUAUGAAAAUCAAUGAAACCCGGACCGAGAAUUUUCCUCUUAAAACAAUCAAAAACAUGAAUGACUCAUUUAUUGAUGGUAUUAAGAAGGAACGUUUCCACUGACUUUUCUCCUGCAUGUGUGUGUGUGUGUGUGUGUGUGUGUGUGUGUGCGUGUGUGUGUGUGUGUGUGUUUAGCUGGCAGAUAUAGCCAUAGAUAGCCUGUGUCGAGGCGUAUUUGCAGGAGACUGCAGGAUGUUGAGUGUUCGCUCCUGUUUCCCAAUCCUCUUCAACUCAGAGCAGAGCAAAGGUUCCAUUGUGCUGGGGAUGCUGCUGGGAUCAGGUACAGGUCUAAGAUUUAAGGCCAGAACUGGCACUUUGAAAGCUUAAACAUGCUCAAAACGUGUGAAAGGGUCUCAGACACUGGCUAACCAGCCGCCUGUUUUGCACAAAAAUCUGUCAGAUUUAAAGAAAGUCUUCAGACAAACAGGACUCAAGGAGAGUUUAACAAAAAAAAAAAAUCUUUCAUCUGCUUUAAAUUCAGAGUUUGCUGCACAUGCUGCAAUCCAAACCCUAGACAUGAACACAUGUAGCACUUUGAAAGCUUUGGAGUUUGGCUGUACAUGAAAAAUCUCAGCCUGAACACACCUGCACUCCAGAUAGCCACUUAAACUCUGACCAGAUAGUCCCUAAAGCCAUAACCCAAACCUGCCAUGAAGAGCAGAGGUCCAAGCCCAACAACCACUGAUGGGAUUAUGUUGGAAUAAUGUACCAUGUGGGAUUAUUAGCCAUGUUGAGACCUUCAAAGAAGUCUUCUGAACCCAUAUUGUAAAACUUGCAUAAAGUCCAUAAUUUUUAAUCUACUGGGAAACUGUCUCAUUUUUAGCCAUAUCUGUGCCUGUCCUGUCUGGCUAAUCGAACUUACCUUUGAAAACAUCCAUACGGUACAUCAGUGACAGUGACAGCCACCAUGAUAGUUCUCUGAACUGUCUGAUAUUAAUCUACACCAAAUCUGAAACGGCCUUCCUUUUUUUCCCCAUGAGAUGUACUUCUGGAUUCAGUUUGAUUUUUUUCUCAUGAUUAGAUAGAUUCAUGUCUGUUUUGUGUAAUCUGUUCCCUGUUGGUCUGCAACUGUCUGUGGUAACCCUACAGGUGGUGGUCCGGUGGUCCCUCCUGGUCGUCUGGCUCAGAGGUCAGCCAAAGAGUCGUGGGCUCAGUGGUCUCUGAUCAGAGGUGUGCAGUCCCUCCCCGAGGCACUCACAGAGUUCCUGCAGCAAAGCGGGAGGGUUCAGCUGCACCGAGACGAGGCGGUGACGAAGAUCAGACCGUCAGGGAGCGGCUGGACGGUCAGUGAGGACUCCAGGAAGUAUUUAAGAACAUAAACCUGACUGCAUGUAGCUGCUUUUUCAACCUGUCUGCGCAGACUUUGACUUAAACGAGCCCUCGAAUUACUCAGCUGUUUGUUUUCUUUAUUCUAACUGCAUGAAAAUGUGGAGCCUAAACUGGAGGCAGACUGUUGCUUUCUUAUGAUACCUUUCUGAUGUGUGUGUGUACGUGCGUAUAUAGAUUCAUUUGGAGGAUGGUGUCUUGACUGCUGACCACAUCAUCUCUGCACUUCCAGCUAAAGGUGAGUGAUGGCCUUUCAUGGUGAAGUUUUAUCUUUGUCAAAGUUUGACUUUAUCAGUGUGAAAAGUUCUUUUUUAAAUCUGAGUGGAACACCUGUAUGGUUUCUCUUUUUCCCAAUGCCAUCACAGCCUCCUGAGCUGAUGAUAGGCUGAGUUUUCUUCUUUAUUCUUUUUUAUUUAUUUAUUUUUGUUAUAAAUUUAUAGUUUUAUUUAUUAUUAUUAUUAUUAUUAUAUAUCUAUUUUUUUAUUUUAUAUUUUAUUUAUUUUCUUUUUUUCUGAAUUCUUAUUUGUGAUGUAAUGAAGACUAUCUUAGGCAGUCCCAAAAAAAGAGAAGAUACAGAUCAUAGCGUUUCAGGACAGUAAAGCAAACACACAGAAAAAGAGCAAACUAAAAGGUCGUGUCCUCUAUGAAGUGGUGUGUGUGAAAUGAGUUGUAGUUUUUGUACCAAAGAUCUUUAAGUGUGAACAUUUGAAGACCUCACUGUGACACUGACGUUGUCUAAAGUGUCUCCUCACUCUCGUCUCUUUUUGACAGCUCUGUCCUUAGCCCUCCCCUCCUCCUGUCAGCCAAUCAUCGAGCAGCUGCAGGACAUCUCCACGGUAACUGUUGCCGUGGUGAACCUGGAGUACCAGGGCUCCAUCCUGCCUGUGACGGUGAGAAUUUUACAGAGGGGGUAAAGUGGACCCACAUCAGGGGGGUCCUCAGUGUGGAGCAGACAGAACGUACUGACCACAGCAGACCAUGUCGGCUAGAGCGAGCUGUGACUGUGUGUGUGUGUGUGUGUGUGUGUGUGUGUGUGUGUGUGUGUGUGUGUGUGUGUGUGUGUGUGUGUGUGUGUUUGUGUGUGUUUUGGUCACCUGGUUCCCUCAUCAGAGGAUCGGGGUCUGCUUGGUGUCGUCUAUGACUCUGUUCCCUUUCCUGAACACAACAGACCUGAAGGACACACAACAAGGCUGACGGUACACGUAGCACGCAUGCAAGCACACACUUCAUCUCUCUCUGUCUGACUCUAUUUUGAUCAUCAGAUUGGUGAUUUGGCAGUCUCAGUCUCGGUCUGGUCUUGCACAGAUGCACAGAGAGAGUUGAAUUAGUGUCCAUCAGCAGAUUUCCUUCGAGAGGAGCAGCUGGUUCAAAAACAACUUCAACAAGUUUAAGCACCUGUAGAUAUGUCUGAUAUGUCUGCAGGGUGUCACUCCUCUGACCUGAACUCCUGUCUCUGUCCUCCAGGUGAUGAUGGGCGGGGCUUGGUUCCAGGAGGCAUUUGGUGACGCAGAGUCAGUUUCAGAGGAGACCCUUCUAGCAAGAGCGACCGAGGCUGUGCAGACACACCUGGGAGUGACCUCAGCGCCGAGCUGGAGCCGAGUGAUCGUGCAGAGGGUAAACACACAGCGUCUGUUUAAACACAUGUUGAUUCAAACCAGGACAUAGAGGAAAACUCUGACUGUGUUGGUAUGUUAGUGUUGGACCCAAAUCAUCUCUUCAAGGACCAGUGCUGAUACGGUUAAUGAUAAUAUGCUUUGGCUGACUGCUGUUGUACAACAGUUUUUUAUAACACCCAUCAGUCCACACACAUUAGUAUCAUCUGUCCAGUAAGGAGGUCCAAUGGUUGGACACACUCUGGAUAGCCAUGGUGUUUGCCUGAUACCUUCACACUUAUGUUGAUUUUUCAGUUAUUUAAUUUAAAUAUUAAUAAAUCGGAUCAUGAUUGUCAGAAAGUCACUCAUUUUUAUUCUGUCCAUCUAUUGAGUCAGUGUGAGCAACAAACUCCUCGCCGUUACUUCAGUAGAUUUAUCCAAGCUUUAUCCUGACCAACUAUCUAUUGGCUAUUGCAGUUGACCUUUAACCCUCCUGUUACCAGCUGUGACAACAGUCAGAUCCACUAUGGAUCACUAAAUAUGUCAUGUUGCAUUUGAGUCAAAGCAGAAAAAUCAGAAAGCCAAUAAACCUGAAUGUUUACUAUUUACUCUGCAUUUUCCUCUUUCCUUUUUUGGCUGAUAAUAUAUUUUCCUGCCAGACAACUGAAUGUGAGACCAGCUAAAAGAAAAGCUGACCUUUUACGUGUUUUAAGAAGGAUUUUUACUGACUUCAUAAAACAGUAUAAUACUCUGGGUAUUUAGUUGUUUCUUCGGUCAUAUAUCAUUUCUGUUUUUUCUUCACCUUGCUGAAAAGCUUCUCUAAUAUGCAGACUGUAGUGCUGCUGUGUGAGUAAUAAAGUCUGUGGUGUGUUUCCCUCAUCAGGACUGUAUACCUCAGUACUACCUGGGACACCAUCGGAAAGUAGGUGAGUGUCAACUCCACCACAUCUGAACAGGAGCUGUUUAUAGAGUUAACUUUAACACACAGUGUCAUUUAGCUGAUGUGGAGCUGACAGUUUUUCCUACUUGAGGAAUUAAUUUUAUAACUUUGCUGUAUCUAUAGCUGUGGAUUUAUGAGCUGCUAUAUUUAAGAAGUAGCUGACAAAAAAAUGAUUUAUCAUGCCCUGUUAUUUAAUCAAGUUUCAGACAGUAUUGAUAUAUUUCUGUCAGCUGAUGCCUGUUUAUGGUUGAAUAAUUUAUUGUCAGCUAAGCUCUGUUUUCAGUUUGAUUUGAAUCUUAUUUGGUUGACAAAAAUAACAAAGCAAAGAUUUUACUUAUUUUUACUAUAUUUUUAUAUUUUUCUAUUGUGUUAUUUUGUGCCAUAUUAUUAUUUUUUUACUGAUACCUUCUCUUUGCACUGUCUCAGGAGCUGUUUUUUUUUUAAUUUUUUUGCGCCUUUUGGCACAAUGACAAUAAAGAAUUCUGAUCUGUUAAUGUCUGUGUGUCUUUCCAGAGUCCAUGCGCAGCUUCAUCAAGAAGAACAACCUGUCGCUGUCUCUGAUUGGCUCCUCCUAUGAUGGCGUGUCAGUGAAUGAUGUCAUCUUUAGUGGACGGACAGCUGUAGAGGAGCUGCUCGGAACCAAAUUUUGAUAAGGCCGUGAACUCAGUAGAACAAAGGGACCUUUCUGUUUACAAAGAGUUUCAGUAAAGCAUUUAAAGCCACUAAACACUGAUCUCUUCACUCCCAUCAGAUCCGCUGUUUUUUAGAGAAGCAAACGUUUAUUUAAAGAAUUAUUGAAAAGCCCAAACUGUUUGAUUCAUGAACUCCAGUCCCAUCUUUCUGCUUCAGGUCAGAACUGAACAGCUAUGAAUGUAAAGAUCAUGCCCAUGCAAUGUAAAGCCUUCUCUCUUCUGUGCCCAGUGUAAACAUUCAGUUUUAUUAAGAUUAGUAAUUUCAUAAAAAAAGAAUCUAGAAACAUGUUUGUCAGAAUUUGUUUAAGUAUGUACAGAACGGGGUACUGUCAGGGAUGUAAAAACAAAGCCCUGGUUAAAGAACCAGAUUAAAGGUGUCCAGUUGGAUCACAUCUUUGUAAAAUAAUCUGGGUAUAAGAUUAUAAUAAUAUCUGGGUUGUGUGUGUCUGAUCAAUCCUCCAGUCGGUAUUAUUAAAACUUAGACUUAUCUGAUACCAGCACAGAGCCAGAUUCAGACUGGAUUACAAGACUGAUGAUACAGUUAAUAUUUUUGAUGUGGAGAGAUUAUUUGUUUACUUGAAACUAAACAAAGAAAUUAAAGAAAUGUUACUGUUUUUUUUCUCUAA
Molecule: messenger RNA, 10060 nt
Organism: Xyrichtys novacula (pearly razorfish)
Lineage: Eukaryota; Metazoa; Chordata; Actinopteri; Labriformes; Labridae
Source: the annotation of a GenBank genome assembly